Messenger RNA from Formica exsecta, 880 nucleotides. RefSeq names its product fatty acid synthase-like. The record is from RefSeq and is a predicted model, not a curated record. Gene Ontology annotation, molecular function: fatty acid synthase activity. NCBI's taxonomy places the organism in Eukaryota, Metazoa, Arthropoda, Insecta, Hymenoptera, Formicidae. The transcript is spliced from 2 exons. Gene Ontology annotation, biological process: fatty acid biosynthetic process. Bases 1 to 786 code for a protein of 261 amino acids.
AUGGGUCACUCCAUUGGCGAAGUGUUUUGUGGAUGUACUAAUGGACAUCCAUGGCGCUUAACGGCCGAAGAAACGAUCAUGUUGGCAUAUUAUGUCGGCUUAGCAUUUCUUAAGUCAAAAAUAAUAGAUGGCUUAAUGGCUGAAAUUAAUCUCGAUUCUAAAACUAUGAAAAAUAUCUGUCCAUCGAAUAUUGAUGUAGCUUGUUACAAUAAUUCACUUAAUUCUAUUGUGAGUGGACCAACGAACUCUGUAAGAGCAUUCCUCGCUAAGUUACAGAAUAACAAUAUUUCUGUAAAAGAAAUUUCCUUUGGACGUAUACCUUUUCAUAGUCGUUACAUCGAGCCCGCAAGAGUUAAACUUUUGGAAUACUUGAAUCAAAUAUUGCCACAACAAGCGUCUCCAAGCUCAAAGUGGUUGAGCGUGUUGAAUGAGUCUUAUGAAUGGUUCGGCGCAUCUCCAAAGUCAAGUCUAGCCGAAUAUUAUGCAAACUAUUUGCUCGCCCCCGUAUUAUUUUCAGAAACUCUGCGUUUUAUUCCAAACGAGGCAGUGACGAUUGAGAUAGCGCCACACGACAUUCUACAAUACAUUCUUAAUGAUUCCUUAAAGACAACAGCGACAAAUAUCGCCUUAUACAAAUUCUCUCACAAACCAAAUAUUGAAAUAUUUUUACACGGAAUUGGAAAACUUUACAAUGCAGGAUUACAGCCACAAAUCGCAAAUUUAUAUCCAGAAGUUAAGUUUCCUGUAAGUCGUGGUACACCGAUGAUUUCACACCUUAUAAGGUAAAUUCCACUUAAUGUAACACAAGAUUCUUCAAUCAUAUUCGCUAUAGAAAAAAAGUGAAAUUUUAAAAAGCAGAAAAUUAAAUUGUAUUAAAAUC